UUCUCUUCCACUUCCCACCCCACACUCCCCACCCCCCCUCUCUCUGUUUCCCCUUUUGGGGUCCUCUGUUUUCAGGUUGAUUUAUCAGAUUACAUUUUUCGGCUGAUAAAUCAUAUAAAAUCCCACCGGCAUUGCCAUUUCCCCCUACGAUUCCUUCAAAUUCCGAUGGAAAUUUCCGUUUCCGCCGUGGUUUUGCUGGUGGUGAUUCUGGCUCCUUGUUCUGCCCUAGCCGGCCACGACUACGGCCAAGCCCUGAGAAAGAGCAUUCUGUUCUUCGAAGCUCAGAGAUCCGGCUACCUCCCCCACAACCAGCGGGUCACGUGGCGCGGCAACUCCGGCCUCCUCGACGGCAAGGCCAGCGGGGUGGAUCUGGUGGGAGGAUACUACGACGCCGGCGACAAUGUGAAGUUCGGAUUGCCGAUGGCGUUCACGGUGACGAUGAUGAGUUGGAGCAUUAUUGAAUACGGGAAGCAAAUGGGCGCCAAUGGCGAACUCGCCCAUGCCCUAGACGCCGUCAAAUGGGGCACCGAUUACCUCAUUAAGGCUCACCCUGAACCCAGUGUUCUAUUCGGAGAGGUGGGAGAUGGUAACACGGACCACUACUGCUGGCAGCGGCCGGAGGACAUGACCACCGACCGGCGAGCUUACAAGAUCGACCCGAGCAACCCCGGGUCGGAUCUCGCCGGAGAAACCGCCGCCGCCAUGGCCGCCGCCUCCGUCGUCUUCCGCCACUAUAACCCCGGCUACGCCAACGAGCUCCUCUCCCACGCCCGCCAGCUGUUCGAGUUUGCAGACAAAUACAGAGGAAAGUACGACAGCAGCAUUACAGUCGCCCAGAAGUACUAUCGAUCCGUCAGUGGCUACAAUGAUGAGUUAUUAUGGGCAGCUGCGUGGCUUUAUGAAGCAACAAACAACCAAUAUUACUUGAAUUACCUUGGAGAAAAUGGUGAUUCCAUGGGAGGAACUGGUUGGAGCAUGACUGAAUUUGGCUGGGAUGUCAAAUAUGCUGGUGUUCAAACCCUUGUUGCCAAGUUCUUGAUGCAAGGAAGAGCGGCUCACCACGCGCCGGUGUUUCAGAGGUACAAGGAGAAGGCUGAAAAUUUCUUGUGCUCUUGCAUGAGGAAAGGGACUCGCAAUGUUCAGACCACGCCCGCCGGUCUCAUCUUCCGUCAGAGAUGGAACAACAUGCAGUUCGUUACCAGCGCUUCCUUCCUCGCCACCGUCUACUCCGACUAUCUCUCUUCCUCUGGCGCUAGCUUGAAGUGCGCUGCCGGCAACCUCCAACCAUCCGAACUUAUCGCCUUUGCGAAAUCUCAGGUGGAUUACAUUCUUGGGGACAAUCCGAGAGCCACGAGUUACAUGGUGGGAUAUGGAAACAAUUACCCACGACAAGUUCACCACAGGGCAUCUUCCAUUGUUUCAAUCAAGGUCAAUUCUGCCUUUGUCAGCUGCAGGGGUGGCUAUGCAACAUGGUAUAACAGGAAGGCAAGCGACCCCAACCUCCUCACUGGCGCCCUUGUGGGUGGACCUGAUGCCUAUGACAACUUUGCUGAUGAAAGGGACAAUUACGAGCAGACUGAGCCUGCUACCUAUAACAAUGCUCCAAUUCUUGGCAUUUUAGCUAGACUCAGCGGUGGACAUAGUGGCUACAAUCAGCUCCUUCCAGUGCUUCUUCCUCCGGCCAAUCAUCCAAAUCCAACUGCACAGCCCAAGACAGUUCCAUCUCCAGUAUCAUCUUCAUCUUCGAUUGCCAUAGAGCAGAAGAUGACGACUUCCUGGACUGCUAAAGGAAAUACUUACUAUAGAUACUCUACAAAAGUGAUCAACAAGUCACCGAAAACUCUCAAAGAUCUCAAACUUUCUAUAUCCCAACUUUACGGUCCUCUCUGGGGUCUGGAGAAAUCUGGUGAUUCAUAUGUCUUCCCAUCUUGGCUCAACUCAUUAGCUGCUGGAGAAAGCCUCGAGUUCGUCUACAUUCACACUGCUCCUCCAGCCAACGUCUCGGUCUCCAGCUACACUCUCUCCUAAAUGGGGGAGAAUAAUAUCAGAAACCAAACCAAGGAGAUAUACCAGCACAUACAGCCUUUUGCAGCUUAUGGAGUGGUGUAAGAAUUGUGCAGUUAUAUAGAUAGCGAAGUCCAGAGCGGUCUCUUUCUCACCAGUUUUUUUCAAAAGAAAGUCAAUAUUUACCAGUUUUUUUCAAAAGAAAGUCAAUAUUUACGCGUGAUAUGGAUUUGCUUAGGUUUUUAGAUGCAAUUAGUUUAAAUAAUGGUGCUGAAUUUGGGGGAAGAAAGGAGAGAAGAGAGUUUGAAAAUGGUGCUCAUCCUCUUUCUCCACCUCUUCAGCGCUUUAUAGACAGAAUGAAUAGCUGAGUGCCAGAGAAAAGCCAACAAAAAAUGGCCUUCUCAAAGGAUUUGCAAGAGAGAGUUCUCAUUUCUUUGUACUGUGAAGUAAGUAGUUUUGUGUAUCUUUUUAGAAUGUGUGCCUUUUGCUACAGUUUCUUGAUUCACACUCAAAUAUAGUUUGUGAAACAUGGUGUGCUUUUGCUGUAUCUUGUUUUUAAGAUAGUAAUUCAUUACAAUACUGAAAGCUCUGUGUCUUCUUUUUAAUGCUAAA
Momordica charantia (bitter melon) is the source of this 2616-nucleotide messenger RNA. Its product is annotated as endoglucanase 6. Gene Ontology annotation, molecular function: hydrolase activity, hydrolyzing O-glycosyl compounds; carbohydrate binding. Lineage: Eukaryota; Viridiplantae; Streptophyta; Magnoliopsida; Cucurbitales; Cucurbitaceae. The record is from RefSeq and is a predicted model, not a curated record. Gene Ontology annotation, biological process: carbohydrate metabolic process.